GAUCUCAGCGUGAGUUUGUUGCGGUUGCUUCGGCUCGUUGCUUGAUUGUUCUUCAUUGGCUCACACUGGAUUAGAGAUCACCUCGCCGAGCUUUGUCGGCAGGGAGGAGUCGCGUGGCGUCUGCUACACACACGGGCAUCUCGACUUCACAAACACCUUCCCCACUCCUCUAGGACUAAUAAGGACAAAAGGACGGAGGAGUUCCACCGUGGGAAAGACGGAGCCGCGGACAGACGCUGGCCACUAAUCUCAGGCAGUCAGUGACUGACAUCAAGCCAAGGGAGACACAUUUUAUAACUGGCUGGCGUUGAGAGCAGCCUGAGGACAGAGGCUUGGGUCUCGGAAGGAUUCAGCUCUGAAUGCAUGCAUUUCUCAUAGUGUAUUGUGUGCGUGUAGUAUUAAUGUAUCCAAACAAUAGGCAGUUUGGAGAGGGGAAGUAAGAGCUUGUAAUACACGCUUCCCUUGCGUCUGCCAGCCAGCCGGUGGAGAUAGGAAAGCUGAAGUCCCGUUUCAUACAGCUGGACACUUUUGAACCGUUUUACUGCUUGACUUUGUUUUUACCGAGAGAUUGAGAGAUUUACCGACCUAUGUUGAUUAAUUAAAUCCCUCGUUUUAGUUAACAAUCAGCUCUCGGAUUCUCUCCAGGGACUGCAGGCGCUUCAAACAACUGGUCGUUUUUAGUUCCAUAUUUAUUACUGUGGAUGGAAUACGAUAGAUGUGCAUUUUCCAGGGAAGAGCAGCUUAAUGUGUGACUUUAUAAUCUAAUGAUUUUGUGUAAACCCUGACAGAAGUUUUCAACAACUUCCUGCUUUAGUUUCUCUCGAGUCGGAGUGUUAUUGUCAUAAAGAUUAUGGCAGCCGUUGUAAAUUACUCUCCUCCAUGGUGGGUUAACCUUCUCCACAGACUGCCUCACUUUAAUUUGCAGUUUGAGCAAACCAGCAGUGACUUUCGCCCAGAGGACUCCUCAUACCAGCAGUCCAUCUUGCUGCUGGGCAGUGUAGCUCUAGCAUGCUUGGCCUUGGACCUCUUCUUUCUCCUCAUCUACUCCUGCUGGCUGUGCUGCCGCCGUAAGAAGAGCGAUGAGCAGCCAAACGCAGACUGCUGCUGCACCGCCUGGUGCGUCAUCAUCGCCACCCUCAUCUGCAGUGCCGGCAUUGCUGUUGGUUUCUAUGGCAAUGGUGAGACCUGUGAUGGUGUGAAUCGGCUUACCUACUCCCUCCGUCAUGCCAACCGUACCGUGUCCGGAGUGCACAGACUGGUGACAGAAAGUACAUCAGCUCAAAGCCAGACUGUGGACGAGAACCUUCGGAUGCUGAAGGAACAGUAUGCAAAGCACACAGACUACCUGUCCAUCAUACAGAAACUCCAGGAUCAGCGGAGCGAGCUGGUUCGUCAGAUGGCUGACAUUCCCUUUUGGAGAAAUCCCAGCAUCUCCCUGGAGGAUCUGGCAACUCAGAUUGAACUAUAUGACUGGUACAGGUGGCUGGGCUACCUGGGUCUGCUGCUGUUUGAUGUGCUCAUUUGUCUGCUGGUGCUCUUCGGCCUCGUCCGUAACUCCAAAGGAACUCUGAUUGGGGUGUGUUUUCUGGGUGUGUUGGCGCUGGUAGUCAGCUGGGCCUCACUGGGUCUGGAACUGACUGUCUCCUCGGGUUUCAGUGACUUCUGUGCAGCACCGGACAUGUACAUAACAAAGGUGUCAGAGCAGAACAUGCUUAUCAAAGAAGAUAUCCUGCAGUAUUACCUCGUUUGUAACAUAGGUCAGGUCAACCCCUUCCAACAGAUGCUGUCAGGAAGUCACAAAGCACUGGUGGAAAUGCAGGACGAUGUGUCAGAACUUCUGCGCUCUGCAGUCCGGGAUUUCCCCAAAACAAAGGGAAACCUUGAGCAAAUUCAGGGGGGGUUGAACACCACUGAAGUUGGACUGCACCAGCUCACUGCUCUUGUGGACUGUCGCAGUUUGCACAUGGAUUAUGUGCAGGCAUUGACCGGAGUGUGUUAUGAUGGACUAGAGGGUCUGAUCUACCUGGUGCUGUUCUCGUUCAUCACAGCUCUCAUGUUCACCUCUGUCGUGUGCAGUGUGCCACACACAUGGCAUGGCAAAAGGCCUGAAGAGGACAGUGAGGAGGAGUCCAUGGCUCAUGGAGGAAGACAGAAUCAUGAUAACCUGUACCGGGUGCACAUGCCCAGUCUCUACAGCUGCGGCAGCAGCUACGACAGUGAGACCAGCAUCCCUGCAGGAGCACACACUGUCAGCAACGCUCCUGUCACUGAGUACAUGACCCAGAAUGCAAACUUCCAGAACCCUCGUUGUGAGAACACUCCUCUGAUCGGGAGAGAAUCUCCUCCUCCAUCUUUAUAUUUGACAUCCACGGACAGUAACAGCCGUCACAGCUGGCAGUUAAAGCCAUCGGAGAGUUCCCGCUCGUUUUGGUAACGGCCUCAGCUAUUCCAACAGUACACAUCCAGCAUGAGGGCCAAGUACCUGGCCAACACCCGGACCGACCCCAACAGCGGUUCCUCAGCAAACUAGAGAAACACGGUCUCCUUUCCCUUCAGUCUAAAGCUCCCACUCAUCCACAUGUUGUUCCCACAGCCCAGACCAGUUUCACCCCAGGCCCACCCAUCCAGCCAUGUUGAACUUUGAUGCGUGCUCUCCAACCCAGCUGAUAAAGGACGCCCUUGCAUCAUGUAAAUACUGCUGUCAGAGGAAUGUCCCAGAGGUCUCUUGUGCUGUUUCCAGAUGACUGGUUCAGUUCAGGCAGCUAGUAGGGUUACUCUCAGUCCUGGCUGCUUAUGUGUGAGUGUCUGUAAUGAUAUGAACUUCAUUACCUGCAGGUACUUUGAGUGAUGUGUGUGUGUGGGGGGGUUGAUCCAUGCUGCCCUUGCUCAUUUGUGGUGCUCUUGGCAGAGGUUCAGAAAGGUCCAGAACUGAAGAACUGGAUGGGGUUUAAUGCCCAUAACCCUACAUUCCUGCGUGGCCUCUGUCCUCUGCUCAUUUAAAGUAAUGUGACCUUUUCCAUUUGCAGGACAUACUGGCACAUCCCGACUCUACAGUUUACAUUAGUGGCAUCUACUGUAAUACAACUGAACAGAUCUAAUCUGAAUAGCAUGAGAGCAAUGAGAAUUUUCCCAGAAUUCUAUAAUUGGGUUCCACUUGUUUAGGCUUAGAUAGCAGUUUUUAAAUUUAACAGUAGCUGCUCUAAUGAAAUGGUGAGAGAGAAACAUGCUUUAUGCUAGUAAACAAAUUCAAACGCCAAGAAUGUAUUGAUUGAUUGUACAUGCUUUGGCAAUAACCUCGAUACUCAGAGGUUACAGAGCCAGAUGUUAUAAGUAGAUUUAUUCACUGAAUUUCUAAUAUAGUCUACAUAAAUGAGUGAAAGAAUUAAAGCGUUAUGAAUGCCGCCGUCUGGCAA
Molecule: messenger RNA, 3413 nt
Organism: Carassius carassius (crucian carp)
Lineage: Eukaryota; Metazoa; Chordata; Actinopteri; Cypriniformes; Cyprinidae
Product: protein tweety homolog 3-like
Exons: 15
Coding region: 851-2434 (527 amino acids)
Cellular component (GO): plasma membrane
Molecular function (GO): intracellularly calcium-gated chloride channel activity; volume-sensitive chloride channel activity
Source: RefSeq, a predicted model, not a curated record